AUGAUCAGCAAGUGUCGUUAUGGGACAAGACUCCGGGUUAUGAUGGCGAUACUUGUGAUCACAUGUUUGUGCUUUCAGCACGUGAAAGGCUCUUGUCUGAGCUAUGGACACUCCUGUUGGGGAGCACACGGCAAACGAGGUGGCCCACCGAAACGUGCAGUUUCGAAUGAUGCUCCAGCAUCGUUGGUUUUUCGUGGGUUACCUGCUCCGGACCAAACCAACAAUCUUCCUUCUAUUCUAACCGCCGCUGACCGGUGGGCUUUGGUCAGGGUUCUCCCGAACAAGAACCCAUACUAUCCAUUUGGCAAGGUGAUGCAUCCUUCGCCACCAUUAGCGGCGGCACCGUUUUACUUUACCGACGAUACGGACGCAAUCGAAACAGAUUCGCUACAGGAAGCAAGCACUAAACUUGCAGCUAGAUCGGCGGAAGCAGGCAAUGACUCUAACAAACAAUCACUAACAUCACCUGAAUUGGGUCUCGUGUUAGGAGAUGAGCGGCAACUCCUCACAUCCAGUAGACCCGCAGCUACUCGCCGUCGGGAUCAUGGUCGCAGCAAGAAGCCUUCCAUGGCCACACGCACUCCGUAUGCCACCGUCGACGCCAGCUACGACGACAGUCCCACUGCGGACCGGUUGAUGGCAUCGACCGACGAGGAAAUAGGACAAAUGUUGCUGCUAGAUGCGGCCGCAGCUGCCGCUGCUGCAGUGCCGUCGGAUUCUGAUGGCUCAACUGGCUCGUUCACUCGGAAACUGCUUAGUACAAGUUCCAAAAAUGGAGCAUCGAUGAGCGCCUGAAAUCUUCGAUAAAAAAAUUUAGUCGAUUUUUGUCAAUCAGGUCUGGAACAGAUCCCACUCUGUCUGGGUUUCGGAGGAAGAUUUUAUUUUUCUUACCAUGUCUGCUAAUUCCGUUAGUUAUUCUCAUUCUUUUAAAAUUAUUAUACCUCUGUAAUGGACCUGUCGAAGGCUCGUAAUCAUACUCUACGGGAGAUCGAAUCUUCGAGGGAAAGUUAGUGCAGCACCAUUGCAGACGAUUAAAAGUAUCUACUUUUAUGAGCCAGGAUUGCCGUUGGUGGAUUACUGUAAGCCCAUAAUCGGGUGCUAAUGUUGACUUUUAUCGCUUACUUCACUAUCGCGUCAAACGCACACCUUACGGACCCGAAGUGAUAGCGCAAACCCUGAAAUGACAAUCUAUCACCAUAGAUGAAUAUUGCCAAACUUAACUGCAAUUUGCACAUGGCUGGAUAUUUAGCGACGUUCAUCGAUGGCUGGGAUGGUGAUAGAAACUCAUUUCCUUCGCCAAAUUUGGCGCCAACAUCACUUUCUUGGUCAAAUAUUCCAGACGUUAUACCAACAAGAAAGUAAAGUUUAUCAAACACGAUUCGUGGAAGACUAUCUGUUCAAAUGACGUAAAGGGUUUUUUUGCGUCGUGGAUUUUGUGCAAAAUUAUCCUGGAAUCCUGCGCAUAAUACAGGAAAGAAGAAAGAAACAGUGAAAUAGGGACACACGAACUUCCAUAAUUUUCCUCAAUUUGUAUAUAAAAAAUAGAUUAUAAGAGCGAGUUAUACAACAGAUAAAUAUGGAUGUAAAAUAAAUUAAAGUCAAUGGUUAAA
Messenger RNA from Anopheles coustani, 1610 nucleotides. RefSeq lists its product as uncharacterized. The coding region runs from base 1 to 795 and encodes 264 amino acids. The record is from RefSeq and is a predicted model, not a curated record. The transcript is spliced from 5 exons. NCBI's taxonomy places the organism in Eukaryota, Metazoa, Arthropoda, Insecta, Diptera, Culicidae.